AUAUUCUGUGCUCGUAGUCUCGUAGUUUGUAUGAGCGUUCUCGUUGUGCUUUAUAAAAAAACUAGCCUUCCAAUAACCAUGGUUUUAAUCACGAUAGGAAUUCUUGUGCUGGGCAUAGUCAAAGUGGUGAUAAAUCUAAUUGUAUUGAUAAUGUAUAGAGUGGGUAAUCAAACAAAACAGGACAACUUUUUGGGCGUUGGUGGUUCUUGGAACCUAUAUGAUGAAAAGUACCCAGAUGCCGAGAUCUUAGCUUCCGGAGUACUUGUUGGAUACAUGAUAUACACCAUCGUGUCAGUUAUUAACACCCUAUUAGCUGACGAAGAAUUUAAAACUUCUUUUACGGAUAUUUUGAUGAAGGUUGUCGGAGUGUUUUUGUGGUUCGCCGUUGCUGGUACUGCAAUUCACUAUUGGAAGAGCUACAGUAACGAUAACAAAGCUCUAGAAGGAAAUGAGAAACAGAUUGGCCUGGCGAUGGGUUCUCUGUGUGUUAUAAAUGGAGUGGUCUACUUCGGUGAUGCUGCCCUUUCCAUCUUGUUCUUUUUUAAUACAAAAAUGGGAAGUACGGCUUAAUUUGCUGAUUUUCAAAUAACUGAUCACUUACUGUUACUU
This is a messenger RNA of Aethina tumida (small hive beetle), 609 nucleotides long. RefSeq names its product protein snakeskin. Gene Ontology annotation, biological process: septate junction assembly. Bases 31 to 570 code for a protein of 179 amino acids. The record is from RefSeq and is a predicted model, not a curated record. Lineage: Eukaryota; Metazoa; Arthropoda; Insecta; Coleoptera; Nitidulidae. The transcript has 4 exons.